AUGGCACAGGGAGAACCGCCGAUUCAAUACAUCCACGUGGCAGGAANGAGGAUACCCAAUCAAGGCAUGAAAAGAAGUCGCUGUGUACAAGCACCGAUAAUUGAAGACUUCACUUACCAUUUACGUGACUGCAGUAUAUACAGCAAACUUGAUUUGAGAUCCGGGUACCAUCAGUUGAGUAUUGAUGAGGAAUCCAGGAAGCUAGCCACAUUCAGCACACCUUGGGGGAACUACCGUCCAAAGCGAUUGAUAUUUGGAGCAAAAAGCUCACAAGACGUGUUUGAUGAGACCAUGUUAAGAAUUUUUGGUGACAUACCUAACUGUUUGAACCAAAGAGACGAUAUUUUAAUCGGAGGGAGAGAUACGAAAGAACACAAUGACACACUUAAAACAGUAUUAAACAGAGCAAGAGAGUUCGGCAUUACAUUCAACUUAGAGAAGUGUGAAUUUGCCCAGGAAGAAAUAUCGUUCUUUGGACAUGUGUUUACAGGCAAGGGACUGAAAGCGGAUCCCAGCAAGGUGAGAGCAGUAAAAGAAUGCAGCCCACCAGAAAAUAAAGCAGAAGUUCGCAGUUUCCUUGGAAUGUGCGGCUACCUAGCCAGCUUUAUAGAGGAUUAUGCGUCUCUGACUGCUCCUUUAAGAGAACUGACGAAGGAAGAUGUGAAAUUCCGUUGGCAAGAUGAGGAAAAAGAAGCCUUUGAGAAAUUAAAACAAGCUAUCGGCAGUAGCAAAACAAUGGCCUUCUACGAACCAGGCAAACCAACAAUUCUGAGAACAGAAGCCAGUUUCAAUGAAGGGUUGUCAGCAGGACUGUUUCAAGAAACAGACAAAGGACUUCAACCCAUUCAGUUCAUAAGCAGAGCAUUAACAGAUACAGAAAAGAAGUAUUCGCAAACUGAAAAGGACGCAUUGGCCAUAAGAUGGGCAAAGAAUAGGAUGAGAAUAUAUCUACAGGGUGCACCAAAGUUCAAGAUCAUCACUGCACACAAACCACUAGUGCCCAUGUUCAACAAAGUGCAAGCAAAAUUGCCGCCGAGAAUAGAGAAAUGGGUAAUGGACUUACAAGAUGUUGAUUAUGAAGUGGUAUACGAGCCAGGGAAGAAUGAAGCAGACCCACUCGAUUAUCUGUCCCGCCAUCCACUGCCACAGACGGGUAGUGAUAGUACAGAGAAGAUGAUCAAAUGGAUGGUCAAAUCUGAAAAUGCAGUGAUUCUUGAUGAGAUAGCAGAAAAAACUCUCACUGACCCAAUUCUUAUCAAACUGGAAGGGAGAAUAUCAAAAGGAGAUUGGAAUCUGUACAGAAAAGAUGAGGACAUUCAACCAUUUUGGCAUAUGAGAGACGAAUUUAGUGUUAUUGAAGGACUCAUUUACAGAAAUGACAGGAUUUUAGUUCCAGAGAAACUUCAGGGAAAAGUUAUCAAACUUGGUCACAAGCUUGGACAUUUAGGGAAAACAAAGACCAAGAGAAUGUUGGGAAGUAAGUACUGGUUCCAAGGGAUGGACAGAAUGAUAGAAGAUAUAUGUGAUCAAUGCUAUGAAUGUAAAGUUGCAACAAAAGAAAAUAAAGAAGAACCAAUCAAACCAACGAAAAUCCCUACAGAACCAUGGCACAACGUGGCUAUGGAUUAUGGGGGACCCUACCCCGAUGGCCAUUAUAACUUGGUACUAGUUGACAAACGAUCAAGAUAUCCAGUAGUAGAGACUGUGAAAUCAACAUCAUUCAGUGACAUAAAGGAACCUCUUACUCACAUAUUUGCGACAUAUGGAACUCCAGUGAUCUUAACAACAGAUAAUGGACCACCAUUUAACAGCACAGAGUUUGCAGAGUUUGCCAAAGAACAAGGUUUCACACACCACAGAGUAACACCUUUACAUCCAAGAGCCAAUGGAGAAGCGGAAGCAUUUAUGAAGAUGAUAAAUAAAACAGAACAGAUUUCCAACUUACAAGGGAAAAAUGCAGUAGAGAGUAGAAUCAGAAUUCAAGAAAUGCUGAUUGCAUACAGAUCUACACCGCAUCAAGCUACAGGAGUAACACCCUAUGAAGCAAUGUGGAACAAACCAGUUAGAACAAGAUUAGAUUUUAAAGAACCAAACAAGACCAGAAAUGAGAGAGAUGAAAUUAUUGACAAAACAGACGAUAAAUACAAACAUAAAUCCAGGAUGAGAGAGAAUGCGAACACUAAGAGAAAUGCACUUAUUACUGGUGAUUAUGUUCUAGUUAAGCAGAACAAAAGAAACAAACUCACAACGCCAUAUGAACCGAUAUUUUACAUUGUCAUGGAAAUACAUGGUUCUCAAGUCACAGCCAGAAGAGUCACAGAUGGAAGAACAAUCUGCAGAGAUGCAAGUCAAUUCAAAUUAUGUAACAGUGUUAUAAACACAGCAGAUGACGUAAUGACAAUUCCAGCAGACUCAUACUUGAAAGAAAGCACAAAUGAGAUGAGAAUACAAGAUGAUGCAUGUGAAUUGCAACUGAGUGAUAAUACAGUGAAAAGUGACUUUGCAGCAAUGGAUACACAGGAUAUUCCAAACUUAGGUGAUAAUUUGAUACAUAAUGAAAAUUCAAAUGAGGAGAAAAUACCACAGCAACAGAAGAACAGGGAUCAUAUUGAUGAACCAAUUAGCACUAGACCAAAGAGAACAAUCAGAAAACCAGAUUACUUAAAAGAUUAUAUAUUGAAGUGA
Molecule: messenger RNA, 2685 nt
Organism: Lingula anatina
Lineage: Eukaryota; Metazoa; Brachiopoda; Lingulata; Lingulida; Lingulidae
Source: RefSeq, a predicted model, not a curated record